This is a messenger RNA of Chiroxiphia lanceolata (lance-tailed manakin), 10051 nucleotides long. RefSeq names its product kinesin family member 13B (gene KIF13B). The coding region runs from base 60 to 5894 and encodes 1944 amino acids. Gene Ontology annotation, molecular function: ATP binding; cell adhesion molecule binding; microtubule motor activity. The transcript is spliced from 40 exons. The record is from RefSeq and is a predicted model, not a curated record. NCBI's taxonomy places the organism in Eukaryota, Metazoa, Chordata, Aves, Passeriformes, Pipridae. Gene Ontology annotation, biological process: microtubule-based movement; regulation of protein localization. Gene Ontology annotation, cellular component: adherens junction.
UCCCUCCGCAGACGGAAGCCGGGCAGGGACGAGGGAGCCGGGAAAGCUGGAGCGGCAGGAUGGGGGACUCCAAAGUGAAGGUGGCGGUGCGCGUCCGCCCCAUGAACCGGCGAGAGCUUGAUCUGCAUACAAAAUGUGUGGUGGAUGUGGAUGCAAACAAGGUUAUUCUUCAUCCUGUAAACACCAACCUAUCAAAAGGAGAUGCCAGUAGGAGCCACCCAAAGGUGUUUGCUUAUGAUCACUGCUUUUGGUCUAUGGAUGAAUCUGUCAAAGAAAAAUAUGCAGGUCAAGAUGUUGUUUUCAAGUGCCUUGGGGAGAAUAUUCUUCAGAAUGCCUUUGAAGGCUACAACGCUUGUAUCUUUGCCUACGGGCAAACGGGAUCUGGAAAAUCAUACACAAUGAUGGGGACUGCUGACCAGCCUGGAUUGAUCCCUAAACUUUGCAGUGGACUCUUUGAAAGAGCACAGAAAGAGGAAAAUGAAGAGCAGAGUUUCAAAGUGGAAGUAUCCUACAUGGAGAUAUACAAUGAGAAAGUCAGAGAUCUCCUUGACCCAAAAGGAAGCCGUCAGUCAUUAAAGGUUAGAGAACACAGUGUUUAUGGCCCUUACGUAGAUGGCCUAUCCAAACUAGCUGUUGCUAGCUACAAGGACAUCGAGUCCUUGAUGUCUGAGGGCAACAAAUCCCGAACAGUGGCUGCAACCAACAUGAACGAGGAGAGCAGUCGGUCCCACGCAGUGUUCAAGAUUAUCCUCACCCACACGCUCUAUGACGUACAAUCAGGGACAUCAGGUGAGAAGGUGGGCAAGCUGAGCCUGGUGGACUUAGCAGGGAGUGAAAGGGCAACUAAGACUGGUGCUGCAGGGGACAGGCUGAAAGAAGGAAGCAACAUUAACAAAUCCCUCACAACUCUUGGGUUGGUUAUUUCUGCCCUGGCAGAUCAGGCUGCUGGCAAGAACAAGAACAAAUUUGUUCCGUAUCGUGAUUCUGUGCUCACUUGGUUACUUAAAGAUAGCCUUGGUGGGAACAGCAAGACUGCCAUGGUGGCAACGGUGAGCCCAGCAGCGGAUAACUAUGAUGAGACCCUUUCCACCCUGAGAUACGCGGACAGGGCCAAGAACAUCGUCAACCACGCCGUGGUCAACGAGGACCCCAAUGCUCGCAUCAUCCGGGAGCUCCGCGAGGAGGUGGAGAAGCUGCGGGAGCAGCUCACGAAAGCUGAGGCUAUGAAAUCACCCGAAUUAAAAGAACGAUUGGAGGAAUCUGAGAAGUUGAUUCAGGAAAUGACUGUGACCUGGGAAGAAAAAUUACGAAAAACUGAGGAGAUAGCUCAGGAGCGUCAGAAACAGCUGGAAAGCCUUGGCAUAUCCCUUCAGUCUUCUGGAAUAAAAGUUGGGGAUAAUAAGUGCUUCCUGGUCAAUUUGAAUGCUGAUCCAGCUCUCAAUGAACUUCUGGUGUACUAUUUAAAGGAGCACACGUUAAUAGGCUCAGACAACUCCCAAGAUAUCCAGCUGUGUGGAAUGGGAAUUCUUCCUGAGCACUGCAUCAUAGACAUCACCCCAGAAGGCCAGGUUAUGUUAACUCCUCAAAAAAAUACUAGGACAUUUGUAAAUGGUUCUGCUGUCGUGUGUCCAAUCCAGCUCCAUCAUGGAGACAGAAUCCUGUGGGGAAACAACCACUUCUUCAGGCUGAAUUUGCCGAAGAAGAAAAAGAAGGCAGAUCAUGAGGAUGAGGAGCGGGACAACUCCAUGAAGUGCAGUAACAGUGUGGAGCAGCUGGAUGUAGAUGGAGACAAUUCCAGUGAAGUGUCCAGUGAGAUCAACUUCAGCUAUGAAUAUGCCCAGAUGGAAGUCACUAUGAAGGCCCUGGGUAGUAAUGAUCCCAUGCAGUCGAUCCUGCAGAGCCUGGAGCAGCAGCACGAGGAGGAGAAGAGAUCUGCCCUGGAGAGGCAGAGGCUGAUGUACGAGCACGAGCUGGAGCAGCUGCGGAGGCGGCUGUCGCCGGAGAAGCAGCAUUUCCGCAGCAUGGACCGGUUCUCCUUCCACUCUCCCAGCGCCCAGCAGCGCCUGAGGCAGUGGGCUGAGGAGAGAGAAGAAAUGUUGACCCACAGCCUGAGGAAGCUGCGAGAGCAGAUUGUUAAAGCCAAUUUGUACGUGAGAGAAGCCAAUUUUAUCGGAGAGGAGCUGGACAAGAGGACAGAGUACAAAGUGACCCUCCAGAUCCCAGCUUCAAGCCUUAAUGCCAACAGUAAGAGAGGUGCAAUUCUCAGUGAGCCUGCUAUCCAGGUGAGAAGGAAAGGAAAAGGCAAACAGAUUUGGUCACUGGAAAAGCUGGAGAAUCGGUUGGUGGAUAUGAGGGAUCUUUACCAGGAGUGGAAAGACUGUGAGGAAGACAACCCAGUGAUGAGAUCUUACUUCAGGAGAGCUGACCCGUUCUACGAUGAGCAGGAAAACCACAGCCUUAUUGGAGUAGCCAACGUUUUCCUUGAGUGCCUGUUCUAUGAUGUGAAGCUACAAUAUGCAGUUCCAAUCAUCAAUCAGAAGGGAGAGGUAUCAGGUCGUCUCCACGUUGAAGUUGUUCGAGUGAGUGGAGAGAUCGACGACAGGCUGGUGGGAGGUGAGGACAGUCCUGACUGUUCCAGUGAAAACGAUGUUCAGGAGAGAAAACUUGUCUGCAGGAUUAAAAUACUUCAAGCUACAGGUUUGCCACAGCACCUCUCCAACUUUGUGUUCUGCAAAUACACGUUCUGGGAUCAACUGGAGCCUGUCAGUGUUGCACCUGAGGUGGAUCCUUCCCAAUCUUCCAUCAGCAAGGAGCCACGGUGCAUGGUGGUCUUUGAUCACUGCAAUGAAGUUUCUGUCAAUAUUUCUGAAGACUUCAUGGAGCAUCUCUAUGAUGGUGCUUUGGCCAUUGAGGUUUACGGGCACAAGCAGAGUGGUGACCGCAAAAAUCCAGCCCUGUGGGAUUUGGGAAUAAUUCAGGCCAAAACACGCAGCCUUCGUGACAGGUGGAGUGAAGUGACCCGCAAAGUAGAACUCUGGGUUCAAAUUCUGGAGCUGAAUGAGAAUGGGGAAUAUUGCCCAGUGGAGGUGACUCCUGCCAAGGAUGUCAGCACAGGAGGCAUCUUCCAGCUCAGGCAGGGACAAUCUCGACGGAUUCAGGUUGAAGUGAGAUCUGUGCAGGAAUCUGGGACCUUGCCACUGAUGGAGGAAUCAAUAUUGUCUGUUGGCAUUGGCUGUGUUCAAAUAAAACAUGUCAAGUCACAAAAUUAUCAGGAAGAAGAGGAUGAAAUGGACAGUUAUCAGGACAGGGACUUGGAGAGGCUCCGUCGGAAAUGGCUCUGUGCCUUAACGAAGCGUCAGGAGUAUCUGGAUCAGCAGCUGCAGAAACUUGUUGGGAAGCCUGAUAAAACAGAAGACGAUGCAGAUCGGGAGGCUCAGCUCUUGGAGAUGAGGUUGACCCUGACAGAGGAAAGGAAUGCUGUGAUGGUCCCUUCUGCUGGCAGUGGGAUCCCUGGAGCUCCAGCAGAGUGGACUCCUGUGGCUGGUAUGGAAACUCACAUUCCUGUUAUAUUCCUUGAUUUGAAUGCUGAUGACUUCAGCUCCCAGGAUAACCUGGAUGACCCAGAAGCUGGAGGGUGGGAUGCUACUCUUGUUGCAGAAGAGGAGGAGGAAUUCUUUGAGCUGCAGAUUGUGAAGCAUCAUGACAGUGAGGUGAAAGCAGAAGCCUCCUGGGAUUCCACAGUCCACGACUGUAUCCAGCUCAGCAAGGGAACGGCAGCAGAUGAGAGGGUUUAUCUGAUUGUCAGAGCCACUGUCCAGCUCAGCCACCCUGCAGAGAUGCAGCUGGUGCUGCGCAAGCGCAUCUGUGUCAACGUCUAUGGCAGACAGGGCUUUGCACAGAGUUUCCUCCGAAGGAUGUCCCCCCGAAGUUCCAUUCCUGGCUGUGGUGUCACUUUUGAGAUAGUCUCAAACAUUCCAGAGGAUGCUCAGGGAGCUGAAGAGAGGGAGGCACUGGCCAGGAUGGCAGCAAACGUGGAAGAUGCAGCCUCAGCCGACUCUGAGGCCUAUAUUGAGAAGUACCUGCGCAGCGUCCUGGCCGUGGAGAACAUCCUCACCCUGGACCGGCUGCGCCAGGAAGUUGCUGUGAAAGAGCAGCUAAUGGGAAAAGGAAAACUCUACCGCAGGAGCCUGAGCUCUCCCAACGUGAACAGGCUCUCUGCAAGCCGCCAAGAUUUAGCACCCCCUUACAACCUGAGCAGUAACCGGGGUCGAUGGGAGAGUCAGCAAGAUGUGUCCCAAGGUGCCACAAAUUCCAGUAGAGGCAUUAGUCCAUCUCGUACCUCCCUGCCAGGCUCUGGGCAGCAAAACCACUCUCCUGAUCCAGGUAUUGGUAGCCUGGCUGCUUCCUACCUGAAUCCUGUCAAGUCCUUUGUGCCUCAGAUGCCAAAGCUGCUGAAGUCUCUCUUUCCUGUUAGAGAUGAGAAAAAGGGCAGGCAAACCUCUCCCCUUGCACAGCAGGCUGUCCCACGAAUUAUGGUUCAGUCAGCCAGUGUGGAUGCCAGUGCUGCCAGGAUAAGACAGAUGAACCAAGAGGAAGUAGGGAAACAGCCAUUCCAAACCACGGUGCAGGCGCCUGAGGUGGACAAGAGCCCGGAAAAGACACCCAAAGUGCCUUUGCAGCAGCCCACGGGAGAUUCCCAAGCACAGGACUCCCAGGAGGGGCCUCCAAGCCCUCUGAGUGAAGCCUCCAGUGGGUACUUCUCCCACAGUGUGUCCACAGCCACCCUCUCAGAGGCACUCACAGCGGGAAGCGACACUGGGGCUCAGCCAGGGGGUCAAAUCCCUGCAGGGAGUGACUUCCCGGCUCCCGCGGUGGCUCAGGUCUCCUCUGACAUUCCAGGACACUUGGACAGUGCUUCCGAGAGCUCUUUUGGUACAAAGAGGGAGAACCCACCCGCCUUCAGCCUUCAAAGUGCUCACCCAAGACCCAGAGACGGCCCUGAGGUGAAUGGAAACAGUUUGAAAUCAAAAUCUUGCACAUCUCCUGGGACUCCGAGCGAGCAGGGACACGAUGCCUCUGUAGCCACUGAUGCAAAACCCUUUCUCUCUACCUCCACUCCAAAGAAGGAGUCGUUGUCCAAACAAUCAGUGGAGUCAGCAGGACAAGCUAGGAAAAAAGAAGUGGCUUCUGGGGCUUCAGAAGGUUGGGGGUUUCCCAAGCCACAGGUUCAUCCUGACCAGUUGUCCCAGCCUGGCACUGCGGCCUCCCCCUUCAAAAUCCAGAAAGUCAAGACAUCGGAGCUGAAGUCCUUCACAAGCAUGUUGGGAUCAGAUCCCACAUGUUCCCUAAACACAGAAGAGCAGCGAGAAGGAGGAAAGAGCGCGUCCGCUUCCCGUGGGCUGAACCACAACGGAUCAGAGACGGAAGAGGAAAAGCUGGAGGUGAUUUCCGACUCCGAAGACACCAAUGAAAUUCCCGAGUGGCUGAAGGAGGGAGAAUAUGUCACAGUUGGCACCAAUAAGACAGGCAUUGUUAGAUAUGUUGGACCCACAGACUUCCAGGAGGGAACGUGGGUUGGUGUCGAACUGGAUUUGCCUUCAGGGAAGAACGAUGGCUCCAUCGGAGGGAAGCAGUACUUCAGGUGCAACCCAGGGUACGGAUUGCUGGUGAAACCGGGCAGAGUCAGAAGGGCCACGGGCCCGACGCGCCGGCGGAGCACCGGGCUGAGGCUGCAGGGAGGAGCCGCCGCCGAGAACAGGCGGAGCGGCAACUUCUCCGGCUCAGCCUCCAACCUGGCCUCCCUCACGGCCCUGGCCAAGGCAGAGGGAGGAUCCACACUACGGCUGGAGAAGAGCCAGAAGAACGCGGAGAACAGGAAAUCCUGGGCAAACUGAGGCAGCCCAACCCGGCGCGGCGAAGGCCGCGGGGCGCGGCUGGCGGAGCCGACGGCUCCGGGAAGAGAAAACCGACCCAUCCGAACUCCCAGUUGGUGGCAAACACUAAUGAAGGGUUUCUUCUCUCUGCUUUGGGUGAUUGACACGAUAAUUCCUUGCCUUGUCAUGGUGCUGGAUCUCCAUCCUUCGUUUCCUGUUACAAAUCGUGGCGCUCCGGGGGGUGACCGAUGACGACCGGUGAUGGCGCGUGGCGGUGGGUGGGUGUGACCUCCCUCUCUUCCAGCUUCCAGAGGUAAAUUGUUCAGAUCGUGGCGUGGCUUCCCAGCAGCUACAAAAUACUCCCCUCGCUGUACAGGGUGAUUCUAAAAAGCCUCCCCAAAACAACAGUUCUUUUCCAGUUCCGUAAGAGCUGCGUCUCCGUGGCGGAAUCCACAAUGAAAGGGUGAAGUUGGGAUGAUUCCAGACAGGCAGGGAAGUGAACAGAGAACUUUAUUGGGAAAUAAAGAGCCCCCAACCCCCCUUUAUUUAAAAAAGCAACAACCCAUGGGUUUUGUGAGUGGAACCAGUGCCUGUGUGGAUUACUGUCCCGUUGUCCCACUCUCCUGUGGAAAUCAGCACAGUCUUUCCACCUGGUUUGGUGGGAAUGGGAGAAGGCCCAUGACGUGCUCUGUAAUAUUUUUGAUCCAUUUAAUGUGCACUCUCACCGUGCCAGGAUCCCCUCUCACUUUCCCCAGGGUGGCAGGACCUUCCCCUUGGUUCUUCCCAGUGGGCCAAGAGGAUUUUUGCAGAGAUAUCAGCACUCAAGUGCUUCCAUGUUCCCACCCAACCUUUGGAGACCCUUGGAAUUUUACCAGUUAAGCAAAGCAGAGGAUCUCUGUCCUCAUAAUGGGAUUAAUCCAGUCUAUUUAUUUUUAUUUAUUCUUUUAAAACACGAAAUGUUUGCGCUUUACAAUCAUCCACAGAGGAGCCUCUCCCAGCACCAUCCCGAGCGCCGAUCCAAAGAGGAGGUGCCUCCGUCGCCAGCUCAUCCCCAAAACCCAGCUCCCUCUUUAAAGUGGGAGUUUUUAUAAAACUUGAUUUUAUUUGUGGUAACUGUGGCUGGUUUUUAACUGCCUGUGGCACAGGUGACAUCUGUCUGUAGGUGUGUCCAUGCCUGUGCACAGAUCGACCUGCACACACUCAUUUUCUAACAAAUCAUGGAAAAACCACAGAUUUUACUAUUCUGAGCUGUUUGUGUCUUGUUUAGUCAUCCUGGGGGGACUGGAGAGCUUGAGCAAUAGAUGUUUUAGCUGUGUGGGGACUAUUUAGGAUGUUAAAUCGAUGAUUAAACUCUAAUAUCGAUCCAGCCGCUGCCCGUGGGUAUCCAAGUGCCUUAAACCAUCUGGUUCUGAGGUCCAAGGGAAAGCUACAUUGUCAUCAGAGGAGAUAGGGAUGCUCAGAGAAGGAGCUAAUUAUGCUGAUUUACUGUAAUUAAUAUCAUUUAUGCAGAAGGAAUAAAAUUAAAAUAGAAACUAAUCUGUAGCCGAAAUAAGCGGGCUGAGUUCCUGCAUAGGACUUCCAGGGAUUUGUAUAUCCUUCCAGCUUGGUGUAACUUCUUUUCAGUGUUUCCUAAAUUUUCCUCAAGAAAUCUUAAUAUAAAAUGUACAGAGCAACUUUUAAAGAUAUUUUUAGUGUACAGUUUUUCCCUCCUUUUCCUUUGCAUGAAGCUCCUGUGCAUCCAAGCCGCGACAGCAGGAAUUUGGGAGUAAAGAAUUCAGAUGCUAAAAUCUCGGGUUUUAAAAUUAAAACUGGUUUUAUAGAUACAACCUGGGGGUCUGAUGAGUCUUGCUGGUGAAAGACCACCCUCUAAUGAAUUCAAUGCCUCUUAAACACGUUUCUGAUGCACUUUGUUCCGAUGGGCUGCAGGAAGUAGCUGACGUGAAACAACCCCUCCCCUGUAGUUGUGUGGGUUUAGUCUCAGCAUUUUAGUUACUGGAUUUAGGGGUGUCUUUAAAACUCCUCCAUGUUUGCCUGGUGUCCCCUUUGGGGGAGGUAUGAAGGGAAGAACCUGACCCAGUCCUUUUGAAGCCUCUUUUCUUGCGCCGCUGUCUGUGAAACCAGGAGUUCCGUGGGACCCAUGGAAAGGUGUCCAGGUUGCAGGAGGGAAAGGCCCGAGCAAAGGCAACUGGGUUAAUAUUUCACUGGAUUUGCUGCCCACUAUAAAUUCCUCUGCCCCAGCUCCGACCAUGUGAGGACGUAUUUUGGUGUUUGCACAUCUGGGGCACGUGGUUGGAGCUGCACCCGACUGAUCCAGGCUGGAUUGCCUUCCUCCUGCCUUCUAUCAUGUUACAGAACCAUGGAGAGGGGUAUGAAGGAUGGUUUAACAGACCAUCCUUGCUGCCUCCUCUGGGAUAACUUGUCCUGGAAGCAAAGUCUUCAGUAGGGCUGAGAUGUUUCCAGGCAUCAGUGGGUGAUGAAAACAAGCAGCUCUGCCACCAGAGCCCUCAAUGCCUUUGUGGAGGGAGAGUCUCAGAGCCCUCUUGGGUUUCACCAUCUUCUUUGACUUCUGAAACUAAACCUCUCCUCCAAUUCCACCCUAAAAUUGCCCCAAUGCAGCACAAGAAAGCCAGAAAGCCAAACUCAUCAAAUUCAGCCAUGAGGAUGUUCCCAGAGGACUUCCCUGACUCCCUCCUGCUCCCCCACAGCUUUCCUGGGCACACGAGUUUUCUCCUAAAGAUAUUUUCCAAGAUUUUGGCACAGUGAGUGCAUGUUCCUCUGCUCAAAGCCAUCUGUUACUUCGCACCAGCUAAACCAGCUAACCAGAAACACAGUUAAAAACCAUCAUGAAGGUAAUAAUACAUAUUUUUUAUUGUUAACAUUAGAAAAUCUCUACUCUCAGCCUAAAGGAGGAGGUGCUCUUAACUGGAACCGCCCAGCACUGAGGCUGCUCUGUGAAUAGCUAUGCAUAUUUUCCAAGAUUUUCAUGCACUUUAUACAGGGAAGGAGAAUAUUUAAUGCAGGAAAGUGUAAUUUGUUGUGUCUUAUCUCUGGUGUCUCCCCGGGGGUUCAAUCUUGGCUGUGUCCCUGAACUGUGGGGUCUCGGAUUCUGGUGUGGAAAAUUGUUGGUGGGUUGGAAAGGCACCAUCCAUCCCUGUGUCCACAGGGGGGUCCUCUCCUCCCCACGUGGGUCCCCUCUUCCCCAUGGGAUGUGGCGUGUCUUAGAGGAGGCCUUUUGGAGGGACUUUUUGGGGUUUUUUUCCAAACCAAGGCUUGUUCCUGUGUUAUAUUCAGCUCUUGAGGUGUUUUGAUCUCUGUGUCCAAAAUCUUGCCUGUUUUCUCCAAGGGCCUUGGCUCUCUGGUGGCUGAUGAUGUGGUUUAGUUGAUGAAAACUGAUGGAAACAGAUUUUGUAUGGAAACGCCUCCUGAGUCCUUAAGCAGAGUUUUGUCCAUGGUUGAGGUGGAAGCUCCUGGGAGGUGGGAUAUUCAACCCCCCUGUGCUCUCCUACAAACCAAGAACCCCCUCAUUCCCACCCAGUGGUGAAUCCCUGUAGGAACAGAGCCUGGGUGUUACACAUCCCAGUUGGUGCCAUCUCGGAGCUGCCGGAGCCGUGUCCGUGUCGGUGCCCGUGUUGUCCUUCCACUGGCACUGCCAGUUCUUUGCACAAGACGUUGUUUCCCAGUGCCUUAUCCCUGGAGCAGCAGCCAGGGGUGGGGGGCUGAGUGGUCUCCCAGCCUUGGGCUGCCUGGAUUUUAGGGAAGGACGGUGGCAAUAAGGAACGGUGCAGGCUGGUCACACUACACGACACCCCGAGCUGGGGUCAUGAAUAAGUGUCUUGUUUCUCCAUCUCCUCUGUUUUUCUACCCCCUCCACCCUCCUCCUAACCCAGGGACCACUGGGGUUCCCUGCAGCCCCCACCCAUGUCCCUUGUCCCCCCAGGGGAGCCGGUCCCAGCUCGUGUGUCCGUGUCCGUGUCGGGGGUCUGUACAUACCAAGGGGUCACUGCCACUGAGGGGGGGGGCUCUGUGUACUUUAAAUGAGCUGAAAUCCAAAGAGACUUUGUAAUGAGCUGUAAAGUUUUUAAUUGUAUCUGUACAAAACUAAAUGACUGUAAUAUUGUAUUAUAUACGUGCGAUGCCGCCUGCAGGACCUGAAUAAACGUCUUCUUUAGAGCUGGGAA